AUGAACAUAUGGAAACGAGCUUCCGUAGCACUCAAGGACGGAACAAGCCUCAUCGCAGCAGAUGACCUUCUCAAGACAGCCGUGGUGAAAGCAACAAACCACGACGAAUUCUCCAUCGAUCCAGAGAACGCUCUCUUCAUCUACCGCCACGUCCGCACCACCCCUGCCAGCCUCAAGCCUCUCAUCAGCGCCAUCUCCUCUCGCGUGACACGCACGCGUAGCUGGGUGGUCGCCCUAAAAGGCCUAAUGCUAAUGCACGGCUUCUUCCUCUCCAAAACCACCGCCGCGGAGUCGAUCGGACGGUUACCGUUCGAUCUCUCCGCUUUCGGCAGGGAAGGAAAAGGAAGGAACUCGCGCGGGUUCAACCUCUUCGUACGCGCUUACUUCGCGUUUCUCGAUAGACGUUCGAUCCUAUUCCACGAUGGUAACCGUCACCGCUACGAUGAGGAGUCUUCGGUUAUGAUUAGGCUUGUGAUUAUACGUAAGAUGCAAGUGAUUAUCGAUUCGUUGGUUCGGAUUAAACCGGUUGGGGAGAGUGUGAGGAUACCUGUGGUUAACGAAGCGAUGGAGAAUGUGAUCAACGAGAUACUUGAGGUGUACGGUUGGAUCUGUCGACGGAUCGCGGAAGUGUUGCCGAAUGUUAACUCGAAGUCUGGGAAGCGGCAGGCGGAUAUGGCGUUGAAGAUUGUGGCGAAGUCGAUGACUCAGGGAGAGGAGCUUGUGAAGUAUUUUGUGUUUUGUAGAGAUCUUGGAGUGGCGAAUGCUCAGGAGAUUCCUGAUUUCGUGAGGAUUCCGGUUGAUGAUGUGAUUCAUCUUCAUGAGAUUGUGUGGACGGAUAAGGAAGAGAAGGGGGGAGGAGAAGCUGAGGAGAGGGAUGAGUGUGAGAAUAGUGAGGAGAGGAGGAAGUGUGUAGAAGAGGAUGAGGAGAUGGAGCGUGAAUUGAUUACUGAAAUUGAUGAUUUGAUUAAACUUGAUGAUGAAGAAGAGGAGAAGGAGAAGGAGAUGGAGGAGGAGGAUGAGCGCUUAACUGCUCCUCCCGUAGUUGAUAUUCCAGAUUUAAUUAGCCUCUGA
Molecule: messenger RNA, 1071 nt
Organism: Eruca vesicaria subsp. sativa (arugula)
Lineage: Eukaryota; Viridiplantae; Streptophyta; Magnoliopsida; Brassicales; Brassicaceae
Source: the annotation of a GenBank genome assembly